Canis lupus familiaris (dog) is the source of this 3091-nucleotide messenger RNA. RefSeq names its product A-kinase anchoring protein 17A (gene AKAP17A). Gene Ontology annotation, cellular component: nuclear speck; cytosol. Bases 17 to 2116 code for a protein of 699 amino acids. The record is from RefSeq and is a predicted model, not a curated record. The transcript has 4 exons. Gene Ontology annotation, molecular function: protein kinase A binding; RNA binding. Gene Ontology annotation, biological process: regulation of RNA splicing. NCBI's taxonomy places the organism in Eukaryota, Metazoa, Chordata, Mammalia, Carnivora, Canidae.
GCCCGAGGUCCCGGCUAUGGCCGCGGCUACCAUAGUCCACGACACGUCUGAGGCGGUGGAGCUGUGCCCCCCGUACGGCCUGUACCUGAAGCCCAUCACGAAGAUGACCAUCAGCGUGGCGCUCCCGCAGCUGAAGCAGCCCGGGAAGUCCAUCUCCAACUGGGAGGUGAUGGAGAGGCUGAAGGGCAUGGUGCACAACCACCAGUUCUCCACGCUGCGCAUCUCCAAGAGCACCAUGGACUUCAUCCGCUUCGAGGGCGAGGUGGAGAACAAGAGCCUGGUCAAGUCGUUCCUGGCCUGCCUGGAUGGCAAGACCAUCAAGCUCAGCGGCUUCUCCGACAUCCUCAAGGUGCGCGCCGCCGAGUUCAAGAUCGACUUCCCCACCCGCCACGACUGGGACUCUUUCUUCCGUGAUGCCAAGGACAUGAACGAGACGCUGCCCGGGGAGCGGCCGGACACCAUCCACCUGGAGGGGCUGCCCUGCAAGUGGUUCGCCCUCAAGGAGUCGGGCUCCGAGAAGCCCAGCGAGGAGGUCCUGGUCAAGGUGUUUGAGAAGUUCGGGGAGAUCCGGAACGUGGACAUCCCCAUGCUGGACCCCUACCGCGAGGAGAUGACCGGGCGCAACUUCCACACCUUCAGUUUCGGGGGCCACUUGAACUUCGAGGCCUACGUGCAGUACCGCGAGUACGUGGGCUUCAUCCAGGCCAUGAGCGCCCUGCGCGGCAUGAAGCUCAUGUACAAGGGGGAGGACGGAAAGGCCGUGGCGUGCAACAUCAAGGUUUCCUUCGACUCCACCAAACACCUGAGCGACGCCUCCAUUAAGAAGCGGCAGCUCGAGAGGCAGAAGCUUCAGGAGUUGGAGCAGCAGAGGGAAGAGCAAAAGCGCAGAGAGAAAGAGGCCGAGGAGAGGCAGCGAGCGGAGGAAAGGAAACAGAAGGAACUCGAAGAGCUGGAGAGAGAGAGGAAGCGGGAGGAGAAGCUGCGCAAGAGGGAGCAGAAGCAGCGCGAUCGCGAGUUCCGUCGGAACCAGAAGAAGCUGGAGAAGCUGCAGGCGGAGGAGCAGAAGAAGCUGCAGGAGAAGAUCAAGCUGGAAGAGCGCAAGCUGCUGCUGGCCCAGCGCAACCUGCAGUCCAUCAGGCUGAUCGCCGAGCUGCUGAGCAGGGCCAAGGCCAUGAAGCUGCAGGAGCAGGAGCAGAAGGAGGAGACGCUGCGGCUGCAGCAGCUGGAGGAGAGGCGGCGGCUGCAGGAGGCCGAGCUGCGGCGCGUGGAGGAGGAGAAGGAGCGCGCGUUGGGGCUGCAGCGCAAGGAGCGGGAGCUGCGGGAGCGCCUGCUGAGCAUCCUGCUGAGCAAGAAGGCCGACGACCCGCACACGCAGGACGAGCUCGGCGUCUCCCACGCAGACCUGCUGCAGCCCGUGCUGGACAUCCUGCAGACCGUGUCGGCCGGCUGCGUGGGCGCGGCCUCCCUGCACCCCCUCGUGGGCCAGCCGCCCCCCGGCACCCCGAGGGAGACCCCGCCCCGGCCGGAGGCCGACAGCACGCCCAAAAAUGUGAACGGGAGCCUGGCUGAGGAGGCCCAGUGCAGGGAAGGCCUGAGCGCUCGGCUGGCCGCCGCGGGGGACGGCUCACCUGAGAAGAGGUGCCCCGGCGUCCUCGCCUGCAUUCCCGACAACAACCAGCAACCCAAGGGCGUGCCCGCCGCCUGUGACCAGAGCGUACCCAAAAAGGACACCCGUUCGGAGCAAGACAAGUGCAACCGCGAGCCCAGCGGGAGCCGCGGCCGGUCCAGCGGGGGCCGGGGGGAGGACGACAGACACAAGCGGGAGAGGAGCCGGCCGCGGCGGGCUGGCAGCCGGGAGGACGGGAGGCAGCCGCGGAAAGAGCGGCGGCAGCACAAGAAGCACUCGCGCCAGGACGACAGCCCUCCGCGGCGCAGCGCGAGCCCCGACCACAACCGCUCCCGCAGGUCCCACAGCAGGGAGCGCUCCAGCCGCAGGGAGCGGAGCCGCGACCGCAGGGGCGGCUCGGGCAGGAAGCGCAGCCGCCACCGCCGCAGCGACCGCGACCGGUCGCGCUCAGGGUCCCCCAGCCGGCACCGCAGCACCUGGAACAGGUAAUGCAGGGCGUUCCCGCACGUGGCCGUCCCGCGGAGACGAGGCCCUGUGGCGCUCUGGCCCCUCCUCUGCCCGGCCUCCGCAGAGCGCAGCCAGGGGGCCACCGGGCAGGACGGCCGCGCCUUGCAAGUGUCCCUUGGUGAGCCUCUGGCGGCCCUUGUGUCGGAACGCGCAGCCCUCAGUCGCUAGCUUUAGUUGUCCCUUCAAACUGUUGAUCCGAUAGCUUUAACGUCACCGAUUCCCUCUCAGUCAGGAAACGCGCUUGCCGAGUGGUGACGAGUGCAGAGCCCCCUGUACACGCAGGCGGAGCAGCGUCUCUGUCCCCUUUGGGGGCACCCGCAUGUGCGCUGAUUCUCGGGAGGCCGGUUGCACGUCACUGGGGACAGACGGUCACGUAUGGACAGACGGCCAUGGUCCCACAGGGCCACGAAAAUUCGAAAAGGCCCUGCCCUGGUGGUGUGUUUUUUUUUUUUUUUUUUUCUUUUUCUUUUGUGAUUUUAACUGAUUGGGAAGCGCAGUUAGGAUGCCAGUAGCACCCGGCGGCGCUGGUGACCCGUCACGUCACGCCUGGAGACCGUGCCAGUCCUUAAGGUCAACACUCAGACGUGCUUUCUAAGGCGUCGGUGCGCGGGGGGCGCCCCCAGCACGGUCCGAUGCUCGUUCGCUUCAGAGACGUUCACGUUACAAACUGGUGAUUAAGCAUAUAAAGAAAAAAAAAGGGGGUUGGUUAAAAGCUUUGGUUUCUAGUCGAGGUUAGCGUGUGUGGUUUUUUUAAGAAGCUGUUUUGCUAAAUUAUUUUUACUUGGAACGUUUCAAACAGAUUUAAGGCUAAAAACUUGUUAAAUUUUAUAAUCAUUUGCUUCUCCAAGUGAAGCUCAAGAAACACUUAAAAAUAGCUGUAAUGUUUGCGUUAGGAAAGAUGGUGUUUAUUCCAGUUUGCAUUUUUUUGUGAAAUAAAACCUUUUUCCAAUGAACUAA